GUGCAGGUGCCGCUGCGCUGGGGCCGGGGAGGCUGCGCGCCGAGCCAAGCUGAGCCAGGGAGGGAUGGAGAGCGGGCAGCCCGGGUUGCAGAAGCACCGGCGCGGGUCGUAGGCGGGCGAGAUACGGGCGCUCGGGCACGAGAAGUGUGCGGGUGCGAGAGCACUUUGAGAUAGGAUGAGGCUCUUGGCUGGCGCGGUAGUACUAUGAUUUGGUAUGUGGCCACUUUGAUAGCAAGUGUGAUCAGCACCCGAGGUCUUGCGGCUCAAGGUGCCCACGGCCUGCGAGAGGAGCCCGAGUUUGUGACUGCAAGAGCUGGCGAGGGCGUGGUCCUGCGAUGCGAUGUGAUCCACCCGGUGACAGGACAGCCCCCGCCCUAUGUUGUAGAGUGGUUCAAGUUUGGGGUCCCCAUUCCUAUCUUCAUCAAGUUUGGCUACUACCCGCCCCACGUGGACCCUGAGUAUGCAGGCCGGGCCAGUCUUCAUGAUAAAGCAUCCCUGCGGUUGGAGCAGGUGCGCUCUGAGGAUCAGGGCUGGUACGAGUGCAAAGUGCUCAUGCUGGACCAGCAGUAUGACACCUUCCACAACGGCAGCUGGGUCCAUCUCACCAUCAACGCCCCUCCCACCUUUACAGAAACACCCCCCCAGUACAUCGAGGCCAAGGAGGGUGGCAGUAUUACCAUGACCUGCACAGCUUUUGGGAACCCCAAGCCCAUCGUCACCUGGCUCAAGGAGGGAACGCUCCUCGGUGCUAGUGGGAAGUACCAGGUGAGUGACGGCAGCCUGACGGUGACAUCAGUCAGUCGUGAGGACAGAGGCGCCUAUACCUGUCGAGCAUACAGUAUCCAGGGGGAGGCUAUGCACACAACCCACCUGCUGGUACAAGGGCCUCCUUUUAUUGUUUCCCCUCCUGAGAACAUCACCGUCAACAUCUCCCAGGAUGCUCUGCUCACCUGCAGGGCAGAGGCGUAUCCCGGCAAUCUCACCUACACCUGGUACUGGCAGGAUGAGAAUGUCUACUUCCAGAACGACCUGAAGCUGAGGGUGCGCAUCCUAAUUGAUGGGACGCUGAUCAUCUUCCGGGUGAAGCCAGAGGAUGCUGGGAAGUACACCUGCGUUCCUAGCAACAGCCUGGGGCGCUCCCCCUCUGCCUCGGCUUACCUGACUGUGCAGUACCCAGCCCGUGUCCUCAACAUGCCCCCUGUAAUUUAUGUGCCCGUGGGAAUCCAUGGCUAUAUCCGCUGCCCUGUGGAUGCAGAGCCACCAGCCACCGUGGUGAAGUGGAACAAGGACGGCCGCCCCCUGCAGGUGGAGAAGAACCUGGGUUGGACCUUGAUGGAGGAUGGCUCUAUCCGAAUUGAGGAGGCCACAGAAGAGGCUCUUGGCACUUACACCUGUGUGCCUUACAAUACCUUGGGGACCAUGGGCCAGUCUGCACCUGCACGGCUUGUCCUGAAGGAUCCCCCGUAUUUCACGGUGCUACCAGGUUGGGAGUAUAGGCAGGAGGCUGGCCGGGAGCUGCUCAUCCCCUGUGCAGCUGCAGGGGACCCCUUCCCUGUCAUCACUUGGAGAAAGGUAGGGAAGCCCAGCAGAAGCAAGCACAGUGCCCUGCCCAGCGGGAGUCUCCAAUUUCGUGCUCUGAGUAAGGAGGACCACGGGGAAUGGGAAUGUGUUGCCACUAAUGUGGUCACAAGCAUCACUGCCAGCACCCACCUCACUGUCAUUGGCACCAGCCCCCAUGCCCCGGGCAGUGUCCGGGUCCAGGUCUCCAUGACAACUGCCAACGUGUCCUGGGAACCAGGCUAUGAUGGAGGCUACGAGCAGACAUUCUCAGUUUGGUACGGACCUCUGAUGAAGCGGGCACAGUUUGGGCCCCAUGACUGGCUGUCCUUGUCAGUGCCACCGGGCCCUAACUGGUUGCUGGUGGACACCCUGGAGCCUGAGACUGCAUACCAGUUCAGUGUCCUGGCCCAGAACAAGCUGGGAACCAGCGCCUUCAGUGAGGUGGUCACUGUGAACACUUUAGCAUUCCCUAUUACAACUCCAGAACCCCUGGUGCUGGUUACCCCACCAAGGUGCCUCACAGCCAAUCGGACCCAGCAGGGUGUGCUCCUGUCCUGGCUCCCACCUGCCAAUCACAGCUUCCCUAUUGAUCGCUAUAUCAUGGAAUUCCGAGUCGGGGAGCGCUGGGAGAUGCUAGAUGAUGCCAUUCCAGGCACUGAUGGAGAUUUCUUUGCCAAGGAUCUAUCACAGGACACCUGGUAUGAGUUCCGGGUUCUGGCUGUCAUGCAGGAUCUGAUCAGUGAGCCCAGCAACAUCGCCGGAGUCUCCAGCACAGACAUCUUCCCACAGCCGGACCUGACUGAUGAUGGGCUGGCCCGGCCUGUAUUGGCUGGAAUUGUUGCUACCAUUUGCUUCUUGGCAGCUGCCAUCUUGUUCAGCACUCUGGCUGCUUGCUUUGUCAACAAGCAGCGCAAGCGCAAGCUCAAGCGAAAAAAAGACCCUCCGCUCUCCAUCACUCACUGCAGGAAGAGUCUUGAGUCUCCCUUGUCCUCUGGCAAGGUGAGUCCGGAGAGCAUCCGCACACUUCGUGCUCCAUCUGAGUCCUCCGAUGACCAGGGCCAGCCCGCAGCCAAGAGGAUGCUGAGUCCCACACGGGAGAAGGAGCUGUCCUUAUACAAAAAGACCAAGAGGGCCAUCAGCAGCAAGAAGUACAGUGUGGCCAAGGCUGAGGCAGAGGCUGAGGCCACGACCCCCAUCGAGUUGAUCAGCAGAGGCCCUGAUGGCCGCUUUGUAAUGGAUCCCUCUGAGAUAGAGCCUUCCAUGAAAAGCAGACGCAUUGAGGGCUUCCCCUUUGCAGAAGAGACAGACAUGUACCCUGAGUUCCGUCAGUCUGACGAGGAGAAUGAGGACCCGCUGGUGCCCACAUCUGUGGCUGCCCUGAAGUCCCAGCUGACUCCCUUGUCUUCCAGCCAGGAGUCCUACCUGCCACCACCAGCAUAUAGCCCUCGGUUCCAGCCCCGUGGGCUGGAGGGCCCCAGUGGCCUGGGAGGUCGACUCCAGGCCACCGGCCAAACCAGGCCCCCUGCCCCCCGGCCCUUCCACCAUGGCCAGUAUUAUGGGUAUCUGAGCAGCAGCAGCCCUGGGGAGGUGGAACCGCCACCCUUCUACAUGCCAGAAGUGGGCAGCCCCCUGAGCUCAGUCAUGUCGUCCCCACCCCUGCACACAGAGGGGCCAUUUAGUCACCCAACCAUCCCUGAGGAAAAUGGAGAGAAUGCUUCUAACAGCACGCUGCCCUUGACUCAAACCCCUACGGGAGGGCGCUCCCCUGAGCCCUGGGGCCGGCCAGAAUUCCCCUUUGGGGGGCUGGAUACCCCAGCCAUGAUGUUCCCCCACCAGCUGCACCCCUGUGAUGUGGCCGAGAGUCUGCAGCCCAAGGCCUGCCUGCCCCGAGGACUGCCCCCCUCCUCCCUUCAGGUGCCCGCAGCCUACCCAGGCAUCCUGUCUCUGGAGGCACCAAAGGGUUGGGCAGGCAAGUCACCAGGCAGGGGCCCUGUCCCAGUGCCGCCCGCCGCCAAGUGGCAGGACAGACCUAUGCAACCUCUGGUGAGCCAAGGGCAGCUAAGACAUACCAGCCAAGGUAUGGGCAUACCCGUGUUGCCUUACCCCGAGCCAGCUGAGCCCGGGGGGCACGGCAGCCCCAGCACAUUUGGCCUGGACACCCGGUGGUAUGAGCCCCGGCCUCGGCCCAGCCCCCGGCAGGCCCGGCGCACCGAGCCCAGUUUACAUCAAGUGGUGCUACAGCCUUCCCGGCUCUCACCUCUGACCCAAAGUCCCCUCAGCUCCCGCACUGGCUCUCCAGAGCUCGCCGCCCGUGCCCGGCCUCGCCCGGGCCUCCUACAGCAGGCAGAGAUGUCGGAGAUCACCUUGCAGCCUCCAGCUGCAGUCAGCUUCUCUCGAAAGUCCACGCCAUCCACGGGCUCCCCUUCCCAGAGCAGUCGCAGUGGGAGCCCCAGCUACCGGCCCGCCAUGGGCUUCACCACUCUGGCCACAGGCUACCCCUCCCCACCGCCGGGCCCUGCCCCUGCGGCACCUGGGGACAACUUGGAUGUGUUUGGACAGACACCUUCCCCUCGGAGGAUGGGGGAGGAGUUGCUCCGACCAGAGCCCCCAACAACAUUACCUACUUCAGGAACACUUCCACCUGCGUCGGGGAAUGCUGCUGCACCUGAGAGGCUGGAGGCUCUGAAAUACCAACGGAUAAAGAAGCCCAAAAAGUCAUCCAAGGGCUCUUCGAAGUCAAAGAAACGAUCCGACGGUUCUGCCUCCCAGGCUCAGCAGCUUCCCAACUCUCAGGUUCUGUGGCCCGACGAAGCUGUCUGCCUCCGAAAGAAGAAGAGACACUCUCGUCCUGACCCUUUUGCCCGGCUCUCAGACUUGUGCCACCGCCAGCUUCCAGAAGACCAGACAGCAAUCCUCAACAGUGUGGAUCAUGAUGACCCAGGCCAUGCCACUCUGCUAUGACUCCACACCACUCUAAGUGUCCCAGGGCAGGGUCCUGGGCUGUGGGGGCAGGGAGGGACCUCAUGUGGGGCCUCAUCCUCUGUCCACCAACACAUGGCUCAGACCUUUGUCCUGUGUGCCCUCUCUCCUGCCAGAGUGGGAGUCUUCCCCCAGAUCCUGGCCAGUUGGUCUUGUCCACAGGACAGAGGGCUGGGGCAGACUUUCUGCCUGUGGGUCAAAGUCAGGGAGCAAGCUGGGGACAGAAGGGCAUCUGUCUCCACCCACCUCUCCCUUGAUUUUUCUCGCUUCUUCAAUGUCUUUGAAAGUGAAGAAGAGGAAAACAAUGGCUUUUACUGCUCUCUGCUUCUGUUUUAGUUUUUUUGAGUGCUGGGAGAUGGCUAGACUUCCAUACAUCUUUCAAAUUCCACAUAUAUAUAGAUAUAGAUACAAAUGCACAUGUAUGUAGUUGGUGGGUUUCUCUAUGUGUAUAUAUAUGUACAUUGAAGCAAAAUGCUGUUUCUUUCUGUGGUCAAUGAAAGAAGGAGGAGGGCAGUGGACAGCUGGGGUUUGUGAGCAGGGUUGGCUGUGAGCUGGCUGGGUGCCCUCAUGUCUGUCUCGAGGGAUUAUUCUUGCUGAAACAGGAUUCAUGUCUCUCAGCUAAAUUUACCAUUGUUCUCUCUAACUUGCCCCAACCAGAACAGAAAUGGGGCCCUGCCAUGAUUGCCAGCUGCCUGCUUUGCAGGUUUAGCAAACCGUUACCACUGAAAUAAACACAAGCCUUUCUUGCUUGGUUGCCAGGUGAAGAAAGGGUGGCCAGGCACAAGGCCAGACUGGCAUCUUCUUACCUUCCACAGUUUGGCCCAUGUGACAGAAGUAGAUGCUGCUUUGCAAUGGCAGGCCCUGGUGCACAAACCCGAGCUCACACAAUCAUGCAUCAGCUGUUCCUUUUGGUCUAGCCAGGGCCAGGAGCCCUGCGGCCUAAGGUUCUCUCAUUCUGGGGCCACCUGUGCAGAGCACCAAGCUGCCUCAGCUCUAUUUAUAUCACUCUCCAGCUCUGCACUCUCUGGAGUGUUGCUCCAUGGUGGCUGAUUGGCUCCUCCUUUCCUAUUGUAGGAGCUAAUUCUCCAGAUUGAUUAAUUGCCACUUGUGUAGUGCUGCCUGCGGCUCCUUUGCAUACUUGCCACUUGUUUCCUGCAAUCUCUGCUUUACCCUGGGGUCCCCCUCCACCCUGGGGACCCAAGCUCUAGUAGCAUAUCCUGAGGAUGCCUCAGAUAACUGUGUUCUGGGGUACUCUUUUCCAAGUACUCUUGAAUAAAGCUUUUUGAGGCACAGGAAUGGAGGUGAAACAGGGAGUAGGCAGGGAUGUGCACCUUGGUCCUUCCUCUACCAAAAUCUUAUCAUAGUUCAAACUAGCACCCAGAAGCUCUUUUGAGGCUAUCUUCCUACUCAGAUACCUCUUUCUCUUUCCAUGAGAUAACGGUGCUGCCCAAGAACAGAACAGAAGACCAAGAAUGGGGCAGAGAGAGGAACUGUUUUCACUCUCCCCUCUUCUUGUAUAGGAGGCUACCCUUUUGGCCUGGCCUAGAAUAAUGGAAAUUGCUAGGAACCUUGAAGUAUUUCCUUCUUGGUGCUAUUGUCUUGGUAGGUGUGGGGACAUUCACUUCUUCCCCAGUGGCCUGCCUGGACAUUGACCAAGUAAGUCAGAGCACUAGAAGGCUUCUGCUCGUCUCAUUGCAGUUGCCAAUGGCUCGGCCCAAUGACCUAGGCAAGACAUGGCCUCUGAGGGCUGGGAAGCUGGUCCUUUGUUGGAGCUUCCACUUUGGGGGAUGGAAUUUGCCUCUGUCAGCUAGGCCCUGGUGCUUCCUACUCUUUCCUAGUGAACUGGGGACCAACCCUUGAGGCUCUGCCAUGUGAGCUACACCACAGCUACAGAUCAUUUAUGGACAAGGGUGAAGAAUGUGCAGCAGAUGGUGUUGUAUUGCUCUGGGACCUGGACCCUCAGCUAAUGCAUUCUGUGGGGCAUUGGAGUCCACUUGACUACUGGGCAGCAUCUCUAGCAAACUGGAAAAGUAGAGUUGUGUGCCUCUUUGCGUUUUUUUUUCAGAGGUGGUGCUACCACUGCCACUGUGCCACAUGGGCUGCUAACUAGAGCAUCUCUCCCAGGAUGUGUGGGGAGCAGACCUACCUGAAAUAUCAGUGUGGAAUGUGGGGGCUUACAGCAGGUCAGUCUGUAGUCUUUGUCCCACCAGGCUGGCCAGCCAAGGUCCUGCAAUGGAAGGUGAUUGCCAUGCAUCAGGUCUGGAGAACUAUGGGAUAAAUUAGGCCAACUUCUUAGCACCCUCCUGGGACUUCUAGUCCCUGAGGCCAUCUGGGCCUUGAGGUUAGAAAAGAAGAGGAGAAGCUGGUAUAGAAGGCUUUGCUUCUUUAGGAUGUUAUACAGGGCCAAGAGCCCAAUGCUGUGGGCUGAGGUGUCUCUGCCUACAACUGGGCUUUCCAGGGGUCCUGUGCCAACAAAGGUGCUGACUCCCUUCUUUUCUUGCCUCUGCCAGUGCCCUUUACCUCAGCAUAUCAGACCAAAUGGUGGGAGCUGUGUUUUCUGCUGGCCACUAGGUGGCAGCUGUGCUGUGGUGUCCUCAGGGCAGGGAAAAGACCCAAGGCCUACCUAUUUCUCAGUGGCCUUGGACUCAUUCUCCUUCCAAUGGAGGCUUCCUUCUUGUGACAGUGUCCUUGGAGGCCAUCAGCCUUCCUGCAUCCCUGGGAGCUAUUUUAGUCUUUACUUGAAGGACUGCAAAGGAAAUUGACAAAAUAUGGUCCUCUCUGUGUCCAUGGGGUGGAUGGCCAAGGUGUCACACUACAUGCUGGGUAUGGGCACAUGUGUAAUAGUCCAGUUGGGAACACAUGGAUGCUGGGGGUGUUUCCACUUUUGGGAACCAAUGCUCUUUGCACUCUGCCUUUGAACACAGCAAUGACCACUCUUAAGUUUUCUAGUACUUUCCCCCUCCACUCUGUGGGAGAUCACAUGUCUUCCAAACCCCUUUAGGAUCUGGUAGCCUCUCAGUAGAAGUAACUCAGAUAAAAACCUAUUCCUGUAGCUCAGAUUUUUGUCGGCCUCUUCUUUCUGCAUCUUGACUGGCAACAGUGGCUGUUUCACCAUUUGGUGAUCCGCAGAGCAGGAAGAGGAUAAAGUGGCUCUUUAAGAGACAUGAGAGACUGCAAUUUGUUUUAGGGAAAGCGAGCAAUAAGAAGGAGAAGGUGGAUCCUGUUUCUUGGUUUGAUUGAUGGCCACCAGUGGAAUCUGGUGUGGAUUGUCAGUGUGGCCCCAGCAACUGGGAGUGGACCCUGCCUGUUGGCCAACUUAUCUUCAUAGCAACUUCCCUUGAGAGACUGGGGAUGGGAGAGGCCUUCUCAGAUUCUACUUUCUCAACAGGAAGGAUGCCUUUAUUCCAAAGGGCUGACAGGGUCUGCACCCUUCUAUGAGGAAGGGUUUGGGUCACAUGAUCAUGUCCUUGGGGGAAGGAUCCAGAGGGGUGGAUAGGGGUAAGUACUUGUUGAUCUUUUUCCAUGUACUCUGUCAUUAUUUUUGAUUUGCAAUCUAAAAUAUUUGGGGUUGAACAGAUUUCAGUUAUUUAUUCUCCUGCUAUUUUCGUGCAUAAGAUACUCAGUAAGGUAAAUUCAGAUGUGGAAUUUUCUUUUUUUUCCUACAAGGUUGACAAACAGUAGCUUCAGGAGAGAAACAGAUGUCACAGAGCAUCAUGGUAUCUUUGCUACUGCCUAGAAUUUGAAUCCAGAGCUGAGAUGUCUGUGGCUGGGGCUGUUUCUUUCAGUUUUGUUAGCAAAAGCCUUUUGGGGUUCGGGGGUGGGCUGAGGGAAGAAUUGUAGUUAAGUACAUUUUAUCAAUAUGUAGAAAACCCUAGGAAAAGAAAAGCUAAUGGUUACUCUUGGGCUUGCUUUGCUUGCAUGUAAAGGAGCUUUGGGGGCACGGCAGGGAUUUGGGGGGAGCAGUGGGAAGAAGUCAAAGGGCAGUGAUGACUGGGAACAUAGGGAAGCUCUUGGAUGCUCUCAGUGAGAACCAUGAGCAUUGCCAGUAGUGCUCCUGGGGUCAGUCCUACCUUUUGUGUCUUCUCCAAAAUAAAGUCAGAAGCAAACUCCAGUAAGACAGAGAUUCAGAGCCCUACAUGGCUGCAUUUGUGGAGUAUUUGGGAGGUGUUUUGAUGAUCAGUUCUAUGCUGAGUAUGGUAAUGAUGGUGCAGGGGGACUCUAGGAAGGGUAGUUGGAGAGGUGGAGUAUGGAGAAGAAACCCUGAUCCUUUGCCAGGUAUAUGUGAGGCUGGAAGGAAACAGAAUGUUAGAUUAGUCUGGAAGUAGGGAGUGAGGAUCCAGGGAUUGUAAACCCCAAAGCAGGGGACAUCGAGCCUUACCAUUCUCUUUGGGGCAUGUGAUAACUUAGUUACAAAUAAUAGAGUAGUGUACACAUUCCAAGAAAAAACAGUGCCUGCCUGGUAGGGGACAGGCUGAGGAGUGGUAGCAGUGAAGAGCCCGAGAGGCAGGAUCAGUGGGGGAGGGGGAUUAGCCACUGAGAGCAGAUUGUGGGUAGGGGCUGGCACGCAGGCUCAGACUGGGUCUUGCUCUUAGCUGAACUUCAUUGCUUCUUCCAAAAUUAGCCUCUAACACUAAGUGCCCAUGUAUGAACAUCUUCACCAUCUACUUCAGCUUUAUCUGUUGGUUUUCAGGUUUCCUCAGGUCUAAAGCUAGGAGGGUUCCUUGAAAUGCUCCUUCUAUCACUAGCUCUUGGUCAGCAGAGAAGGAAGGAUCCUUUUUAUGAGCUUUGUGUGUUUGCUCUCAUAAGAAGUGGUCGGUUGCUUUUCCUCCUCAUUCAUUAUUUAAAAAUGUUCACAAGACUUUGGAGAUGACGGUAGAAGAGGAAUGGGGCCUGGCAUCCAUAUUUGUCAUCCUUUCUUCUUGAGGUCUAGGAAAUUACUUCAGGUCACGAAGCUACACAGUGGCUUCAUGCCUAGUCUUCACUUUGUCUUUUGAUAAGUUAAAAAGUCACUAGUUUGGCUGAGGUGAGUAGAUGAGAAUGUUUCACCCUGUAAUCAGAGACCAGCCAAUCUUCUCUCCUCCUUAAUGUCUCCAACUCUGCUUCCUUUUGGAUCAAGAGGCAGAAUUUAAAAUCUCUUCUUUAGAAGAAAUCUAUAAACCAAGGAUCAAAGCCCAGAUUGGAAUUUAGCAUUCAUACCAACUUAAAGUUUAAAUAGGGGUGUCUCUUACUACCCCCUCCCUCUGACCCAUAGUGAAUCUGCACAGGUCCAGAGCCUUAUUUCUGGACCCCUAUCUAUACUUUCAAAUAAGUCUUUCAGGAAUAAAUAAAACAUCCCCACCAGAUGUUUUGUGCAUUUAAUUGUGGAGAAGGUAAUUUUUUUCAUGAUCUUUUUUUAAGUAGAUAGAAAAAUUCCCCAUAAAUUAAGCCUGGACCAAAGCAAUCCAUAGUUCUGUGUAGGAUAAGGAAAAUUAAGCAUUAGUGAAAUAUUGUUAAUGGCUGGCAUGGCUUAGGGGAAGAAGAGUCAGGAUAUCUCAAUCACUAAGUACUUUGGUAGAAUAGCAAAUGGUCAUUGAAAUCACUUGGACAUUCUCUUCUGUAGUGGGUCAGUGGCAGUAGUUGGGAUUCUGAAGAGAGCUGAUGACAUAGUUGUCUGACUUGGACCACUUGCUGGGAAAGCUAGUUUGAGAAAUUCAACUAGUAUGGUACAAUUUCUCAGGUCCCAUCCUUGGUCUUUUGGUUGUCUACCUUUUUCAUCCUACUUAAUGGUGACAUGAAUGACUAUCCAGCCUGUUUUUCUUCAGGGUCUUGAAGAAAUGUUCCCUACCAAUCCCAUCUCCUCCUGGUACUAGGUUUCUUGGAUUUAUUUUAGGAACUAGGGCAAACUGUCCCUCUCUACCUCUUAUACACAUCAAUUAGGUUCCCUUUCCUUCUGUCCCCCACUUCUAUGUGGCUCCAGGGAUCUUGAAAUUGUGCAUGGUUUAUGAUAGG
Molecule: messenger RNA, 10527 nt
Organism: Marmota monax (woodchuck)
Lineage: Eukaryota; Metazoa; Chordata; Mammalia; Rodentia; Sciuridae
Gene: Igsf9b
Product: immunoglobulin superfamily member 9B
Exons: 20
Coding region: 205-4521 (1438 amino acids)
Biological process (GO): cell-cell adhesion
Molecular function (GO): protein binding
Source: RefSeq, a predicted model, not a curated record